AUGGGCCGAUCAUCCUUGACCAAGCUUUAUAUCCUAAGCGAGAAAGCUAAGAAUAACAACAAAUCGCAUAUUUGCCUCAUGGCUGCAAUGGACUGCCGUAAUAAUCCAACAUGCAGUCUCGAAAGUCGGACUCUUCUCCGGAACCACCCACCGUCCUCCUCCACAAUCGGCUACAACCCAUCACAGUCUACUAUCCGCUACAAUCACUCUCACCAAAGAGAAAUGGCGACCAAUCAUAAUGACACCCACGAUGCGGACGAAGAGAUGGGGAAUGUCCCCGCCCUCCCCACCGCUGCCUCGCAGGACACCGAGAUGUCCGACGCGGCACUGCUAGACCUACCAGAUACCCAUGUCUAUCUCAAUGUUAUUGUCCAGUACGAACAGUCCAGUACGAACAAUUCUAGGUACGUCGAACAUGUUUCGCCAGUUAUGGAAAGGAGAGACUCUUUGCUUUAUGAGUCCGAUAAACCCGUAUUCGAAAACGAUUAUCAUUAACUUUGAAGAUGUCGACUCGACUGAGACUGACAGUGCUCCUGCACUGGUGCAUUUCUUUACUAUAAAAAUGCACUACUCUCAAGGGGAUAUGGACAAAGCUCUUUGGAGAGUCAAGAGUGUUAUCCAACAGAUGCAUAUACCAAGUAUAUUCCUUCCUGAACCCUCAGUGCUUACCGGGCGGGCGGUAAAAUUUCAGACGUGUGCCAAUUAUUGUUGGAGAAGUGAGAAGGGCAAGUGGUGCAGCUUGCACACAAAAGUUUGGCUGAAAGGGGCGGCGUGGUUGGAGAAGACAGAAGAGGAG
This is a messenger RNA of Aspergillus homomorphus CBS 101889, 796 nucleotides long. RefSeq lists its product as uncharacterized. The coding region runs from base 1 to 495 and encodes 164 amino acids. Lineage: Eukaryota; Fungi; Ascomycota; Eurotiomycetes; Eurotiales; Aspergillaceae. The record is from RefSeq and is a predicted model, not a curated record. The transcript is spliced from 6 exons.